This is a messenger RNA of Cladophialophora psammophila CBS 110553, 423 nucleotides long. RefSeq lists its product as uncharacterized. Lineage: Eukaryota; Fungi; Ascomycota; Eurotiomycetes; Chaetothyriales; Herpotrichiellaceae. Bases 1 to 423 code for a protein of 140 amino acids. The record is from RefSeq and is a predicted model, not a curated record. The transcript is spliced from 2 exons.
AUGCGUUCGACGAUAGGCUUGCCCGCUUUUAUGUUGACAGACCCUACCCUGCGGGUUUGGAGGGAGGGGAAGGCGCGGGGACCCCAGAUUCAGGAUGUGGCCAGACCAUCCCAAGGAGCAUUGGCCCGAGAUCAGGCCUCAUUCUCUAGGGCCAACUUUCGGCCUAUACGAGUAGGGGCCAUUGACGAUGACGCUGCUAUCGACGAGCUCCCCGCUUUCUUCGAAGAUACAACAUUGAAAUUCGCCGAGAGCCUCCUAGCUGGUACGCAGGAUGGCCUGGCCAUCAUUAACGCAAACGAACGCAAUUUGUCUGGUCCCGAAAGAUACUCAUGGCAGGAUCUACGCGAAUUUGUGCGUCACUACGCAGACGCUUUAACGGUGUCGGGUCUGAAAGAGGAGACGUUGUUGCACGUAUGGAUGUAA